Messenger RNA from Canis lupus familiaris (dog), 12853 nucleotides. It is a transcript of the gene CLMN, whose product is annotated as calmin. The record is from RefSeq and is a predicted model, not a curated record. The transcript has 14 exons. Gene Ontology annotation, molecular function: actin filament binding. NCBI's taxonomy places the organism in Eukaryota, Metazoa, Chordata, Mammalia, Carnivora, Canidae. Gene Ontology annotation, biological process: negative regulation of cell population proliferation; nuclear migration. Gene Ontology annotation, cellular component: meiotic nuclear membrane microtubule tethering complex; cytoplasm; nuclear outer membrane. Bases 27 to 3074 code for a protein of 1015 amino acids.
CCCGCCCCGGGCCGCCGCCGCGCUUCAUGGCUGCGCACGAGUGGGACUGGUUCCAGCGCGAGGAGCUCAUCGGCCAGAUCAGCGACAUCCGCGUCCAGAACCUGCAAGUUGAGAGAGAAAAUGUGCAGAAGAGGACCUUUACGCGAUGGGUAAAUCUACAUCUAGAGAAGUGCAACCCUCCUCUAGAAGUGAAAGAUUUAUUCGUUGAUAUACAAGAUGGCAAAAUCCUAAUGGCUUUGUUAGAAGUCCUGUCUGGGCGAAAUCUGCUGCACGAAUACAAAUCCUCAUCCCAUCGUAUUUUCCGGUUGAACAACAUAGCGAAAGCACUUAAGUUUUUGGAAGAUAGCAACGUGAAACUGGUUAGCAUCGACGCAGCAGAAAUAGCAGAUGGCAACCCCUCUUUGGUUCUUGGGCUGAUAUGGAACAUAAUCCUCUUCUUCCAGAUUAAGGAGCUCACGGGCAAUCUCAGCAGAAACUCUCCAUCUUCCAGCCUGUCACCUGGCUCAGGGGGUACAGACUCAGACUCUUCCUUCCCACCCACGCCCACCGCAGAGAGGAGCAUGGCGGUAUCGGUGAAAGAUCAGAGGAAGGCCAUCAGGACUCUGCUGGCGUGGGUGCAGAGGAAAACGAGGAAGUAUGGCGUGGCGGUGCAGGACUUUGCAGGCAGCUGGAGGAGCGGGAUGGCUUUCCUGGCCGUGAUCAAGGCCAUCGACCCCAGCCUGGUUGACAUGAAGCAGGCUCUGGAAGAUUCCAUGCGGGAAAACCUAGAGAAGGCUUUUAGCAUCGCACACGAGGCUCUUCACAUUCCCAGGCUCCUGGAGCCAGAAGACAUCAUGGUUGACACGCCAGACGAGCAGUCUAUUGUGACUUACGUGGCACAGUUUCUGGAACAUUUCCCGGAGUUGGAAGCGGAGGAUUUCUCGGAUUUGGAUAAAGAAGCUCCAAUUGAAUCCACUUUUGUCCGCAUCAAAGAGACUCCUUCUGAACAGGAGAGCACGGUCUUCCUUCUGACCGAAAACGGGGACCGGGCCUACACCAUUAACCACGAAGCCAGCCAACCACCACCCUCCAAAGUCUUCGUCUGUGACAAGCCCGAGAGCGUGAAAGAAAGCUUCCAGGAUGGCGUGUCCAGCUGUGCGCUGUCAGACAGCGCCCCCGAGUUCAUGCACCAGAUCAUCGACCAGGCCCUGCAAGGGGACCCAGGUAAGGCCAGCAGCACCAACGACCCGUCUCCAGAAUCUUCCAUUUUAUCAUCGAGAAAGGACAGCCGGAGGUCCAACUCAUUGCCGAUCAAGAAAACCGUGCACUUUGAGGCCGACACCUUCAAGGACGCUUCCUGCAGUAACGAUCCUUUCUACAGUCAUGACUUUCGCUUUGAAGGGAGCCCGAGAGGGACAAAGGACUCAUUGAAGCAGGAUGGGUACCUCCUGGCAGUUGAGAUUGCUGAGGAAAAGUCGCAACAGGAGGCCCCCAAGAUUGCGGAAGCAGCCUCUGAUGAGUCCCCGGGUGACGUCUCUUUGGCGGACGGCAAGAGCAAUCAUUCGCAGACUUCCCAGAGUUCUCCAUCCUGGAACGGGGAGCCAGAGGGUGCGGGCAGCCCAGGGGAGGAGAGCUGUCCCCUCUCACCCCUUGAGGACAACACCAUCAUGGCCAAUUCCUUGGAGUUCAAGGUCAAGCUGCUGACCGUAGAAGCUAUGGGUGGGGAAGACUAUUUUGAGGGCAUACCCUUCAAAACCUCUAAAUUUAGCAGCGACCUCAUAGAUGUCGCCUCGACCAGCCAGGCUUUCAAUGAGGUCCCUUCUCCUCAUGAGAAAAAACCAGCAGAGGACGAGGUUUUGGAGGAUCACGCUGAGAAACCGGAGAAGAGGAGGAGUAAGUCUGUGCACCAGAGGAAAGAUUCGGACGAGUCCCCAGAGAGGCCCGAUGGCCUUGAACCUCACAGGGACACCGGGCAGGAAGACCAGGGCUCCUCUCCAGCCCCAGGGGAGGCGCCGGUGGAUAAAAAGCCAGAGGUGUACGAGAAGCCCAAGCGCAAGUCCCCACGGCGCCGUCGGGGCGAGGACAACGGGGAGGCCCCGGGGCUGCAGGAGCCAGAGGGGGAGCUGUCCCCUGACCCCCUGAGAGGCAGCGACAGCCUGGAGACCCUGUGCAGCCGCAGCGAGGAGGGCCUGGACUUCAAGCCCUCUCCACCCCUGUCCAAGAUCUCCGUCAUCCCCCACGACCUGUUCUACUACCCGCACUACGAGGUGCCCCUGGCUGCGGUUUUAGAGGCCUAUGCGGAGGGCGUGGAGGACUUGAAAAAUGAAGACCUGGAGCUCGAGGAGCCGGAGGGCUAUCCGUGUGCCGUGGGGGCCAGGGACGAGGCCCAGGAGGCCGCGGAGGCUGAGGCCUCUCGGAGUAGCUGCAGCUUCUCAGGGCCGGAGGAGGAUGUCCCCGAGGCCAGCAUCCCCGCAGCGCCUUGUCCCGACGGGGGUGUGGAGGACGCCACACUGGCCGCAGAACCCGCCACCCUGUCCCCGCCAGACGACCGCCAGCGAGGGGAAGGCCGACGACUGUGCCCCAUGGGCAGCGAGAGGGCCCAGGAAUUCGGAAACUCUGGAACCUUAGCAAACUCUUUAGAAGAGAAGGUAAUGGGAGAAUCAAUCAGCAGUAAAAAAAAGGAAAAAAGGAAGCAUGUGGACCACGUAGAAAGUUCAGUAUUUAUAGCACCCGGCACCGUCCGAUCCUCAGAUGACCUAGAAGAAGACACUGGUGAUCACAAAGUCCUCUCCAGGACUAGUCACAGUGACUCCAGCAUUUACGUUCGACGACAUACUAACAGGUCUUUGGAAUCGGAUCAUUUUAGCUAUGUUCAAUUGAGGAACGCAGCAGAUCUGGAUGACCGAAGAAACCGAAUGUUAACCAGGAAGGCCAAUAACUCGGGUGAAGCCACGUUGCCGGAGAGCCAGAGCCCACAGAGCGACUCUCUGACGCAGUUUGUCCAGCAGCCGGAUUUGAUGUAUUUUAUUCUCUUCCUCUGGCUUCUGGUGUACUGCCUGCUGCUGUUCCCACAGCUGGACGUCAACAGACUCUGAUGCGCGCGUCUGCAUAAUAAAAACCACAGGCCCCUGACCAGGGGCAGGAGGGAGCUCUUUUUACUUCACUUUAUUCGGGUGUUCGGAAGGGGCACUUCUGCAGACAGCUGAGGGCCUCAGGGAAGCAGCCCCCGCCCCCCCCGCUUCUCCACGGUGUCCUUUGUGUCCUGUAAGUCCCAAGCAUGCUCUCCUCUUCGGCUUCGUCCUCGAAACUCAGGUGUGUGUUUGGCUGGAUCGUUAGAUGGGGUUUGCUUUUGAGUGCCUUGCUUUGUCAGGUAUGAAGCAUCUUUGCAUAUUUAGCCAUAAUCUGGGUCGUGGCUCGUCCCCCCACGCAGGUUUCUAAGGGCAGGUUGGAGGAGGGUCCUCCUGAUGGGGAAGACGGGGAGACAUCCCCUGGGAAGGAAACUGCCCCGAGCUCCUCCCAGAGCGGGGUUUGAGUGAAGGCACUGGGGGUCUGUGCACCUGCUCUCAUCUGGCUGUUGGUUGUAUCCGAGCAGCACAAAGCUGCAAGCUCCAGGAACACGUGUCCAGGAACGGGAGGCCCGAGGGAAGCGUGGGGGCUGUGUAGUGAGCUGUGGUGCACUCUCUCUCAGCCUACUUUUGGGGGGAAGCUGGGAAGGGUAGGAUGUAAAUUUUUUGCAUCGGCUGAAUUGAGGUUAAAGCUGUGAUUUUCAAAUAUUUGCCACCAACGGAACCCUCCUUUCAAAUGACUUCUUAGUAGGGGAGAAUUUAGAUUCUCAGCUCAGCAGACACAGGCCAGGGCCUGGGAUCCCUCCCACUUUGCCUCACCAGCACCCCCAGCUUCUACUGAUGGCUCCCGAGGCCUCUGCGCCAGUCUCCAAGGCCCCACAGGGUCUGCCAAAAGCUCCUUAAAAGCCCAGAGGAGGAGCGCAGGAGUGGCUGGGCUCAGAAUAAGUCCGGGCUGCUGUUCAAGCUGGGAGUGGCCCAGCCGCCACCUGCCUUUUACGUACACCUGCGACAGCGUGGGCAUCCUUUGUGGUCGGUCAUGAUGGGAUUCUUGAAAAGACUUUCUGGAAGGUACCCCGAGAAGUAGACCAGAACAGGCAGUUUGUGAGGUCUCCCCACCCUCCCAUCUUCCUUCUGCCCUGCACCCCCCAGCUCCCACUUCCCUCCAAGAUGCAGGGCCAUGGUGACCCUCCUCCCAUCUUUCCUGCCCCUGCAAGUGGUACUCAAAUGAUCACAAACCAUUAGGUCAGGAGAGGCCUCAGACAGCCUCUUGUCUGCCAAACCCAGAGAGGCAAAGCAGGUUGACCAAGGCCACGCAGCCAACCAGGAACAGACUUGCAAGGGCACCCGUGCCACCAUGAGCUGUCACCUCUUUGAGGAAACUCGUGUUGGGCCCAUGAAGGUCCCAGAAAAAAAAAAAAAAAAAAACUAAAUGAUGAGAUUAAAAUGUCCUCAUUUAAACAAAACCAAAAACUGGGGCCAGUGACAACCUUUGCUUUGUACUCCUAUUUUCCCCAUGAGGAAGCUGCAUGCGCUUUCACGCUCGUCCCCCGUGACUUUUGGAGUGCCCUUGAUGGUAGGGACAGCUUGUCGGCUGCCAUGCCGCCAGUUGUUCCUCCUCCAGAAAUCCCAGCUCUCUCUUAGCAAGCCAAGAUGCUUGCUUAUUUCAGGCAGCGCGUUUCAAGUUUAACCGAGUCCCAGCAUGGCCCACGGAAGUUACGUAGCACGUUUUAAUCGAUGACAGCCCAAAUCCCAUUCUGGGUUUAGCCUGCCUUCUCUCCUUCUUAGUUCUUAGAACAAAUCUGAGCCUUCCAAGCCGAAAGCCGCCGGGAGCUUGGAGCGGUUCCAUCUUGAAGGCCAAGCAUCCCAUGGAGAAUGGGCUAAUUAAUGAGCUCCCCGGCAUCCCUGAAAACCCAAAGGUACAGGUAGUAGAGAGCACGUGCGUGAUGUUUCAGAACCCUUGCCACCACGCAGCCCUUGCCUAAACCAGACUCUAGAAGACCAGGGAGGAGCCGACCCAAACACAAAUCGUUUCAUUUUGCAAGUCUAGACCUUGCUCAGAAAAAUCUCUUUAGGCUGCUUCUCUCACCCAUUACAACAUGUAAUAUUAUUUAAAACCACCCAGUGGCAAGAUGCCUAAAAAUCAUUUGGUUCCAGUUGGCUGUAAACAAAUUUCUUCUUUAAAGGCAAAAAAAAAAAAAAAAAAAAUUCUCAUUUGAGUAUAGGCUUAUAUGGAAGAAGAAGUUGGAUAUAAAAGGUGGAUAGAGAAGCCUACAGGGAAGACCAACCCAUGGUUUUUAAUUUUUUCUUAAGAAUUGAUUUUUAAUUCUUAUCCAAGUAAUAUUUAUUCACAGUAUAUAAAGAAACAAAUACUAUAUGACCUUUAAUGAAAACUAGCAGUCCCCUAAGUCUGGUUCCCUGGAAGCAACACUUUCAACCCUUUUAGCUGUUUCUUAUUAUUUGCUUUUGCUUUUCUACAUAACAUGCUUAUACUUGUUUUGCUUUUUUAAAUUAGAAAUGUCUCCAACUUACUCUUUUUUUUUUUUUCUCCAACUUACUCUUACAGUGGAUGGGGGUCUCGCCCCUCUCCAUCCCCCACUUUGUUUUCCUGAUGUGGUUACGUCACAUCAUUCCAUGCAUGUCUGUUCAGCGUGCGUGCAUAAGGACCCUUCAUGCCUGAGCCAAGCAGUGCACUGUGGUAACACGCCCUUUCUUGCCAAAAUUUUCCCCCUUGGUUUGAUAAUCUUUUGUUUUGUUUUUUGGGUUAUUUAUUUAUUUAUUUAUUUUUUGGCGUGGCACAUUUUUUAGUGACUUCCUGAGGAAAGUAACAUGGGAAGUAAAUAUCGUAAAUAUUUUAAGAUCUUGCAUACCUUAAAAUGUCUUGAUUCUGCCCAUACCCAAGGGUAGCUGGGUAUAGGAUUGCUCGUAAGAAUAACUCCCUCCUACUGCCCCCCACCCAGCAUAGUUGUUAGGACUUCUGGCACCAUCCACAUCCCCAAGCCUCUAGAUGUGACUUGGGUUUCUCCCUACCUCCAAAGAAGCAUUCAAGAUCCCUUUCUUAGUGCUCUGAGCUGUUCUGGUGGUGGCAUGUCCUCACCAGAGGUGGUGUGAUGUCAUGCUGGGUUCUCGUGGGAAACUUCGUGGAUUUUUUUUUUUUUUUUUACGAUGGUUCACAUCCUUUCUUUCUGAAGCUCCUGUUAUUCCAAUGUUGGACCUUCCAGGCUAUAAUCCUUUAAUAUUUUUUAUCUUUUCUAGUUAUAGUCUUCUUGUCAGGAUCUGAUUUCAGGGAGAGGCAUUCAGCUUUAUCUUCUCGUGUACUGGUUGAAUAUUUAAUGCUUUAUUUCCAGAAUGUUUUGUUGCUAUUCUCUUGUUCCUGUUUUAUCGUGUCAUGUUCUUGUUUCAUGGAUGCAGCUCUUCUCUCUCUGUGGAUGUUCCUGACGGGGUUUGGGGAAAUUCUUUUCUGCUCCUCUGUGCUAUCUAUGUUUACUCUAAGUUCCCUUUCUCCUGGUUAGUCUCAGGCUCUGUUGUUCAUAUUACAGGCUUUUUCAAAUACCUGAUGGUUCUUGGAUCUGUUCAUAUUAAAGAGUGACACAUCAGAAAACAAAUUGGAAGCUCUGUGUAUCAACCGGUGGGCUUUUCGGUAUGGUCACCAAGUUAGCACCUGGACCCUUCAUGGGAGUACCCUACAUAUCAAUUUCAGGUCUUUUCUCUAGGGCUUAUUGUGUUUCUUUCAAGAUAUUUUCACUUCUCUCCUGCCUGAGAAAGAGGGACAUACAUAGAGCUUCUACUGGCCUAUGUAGUGUCCUCAUGCAGUUUCAAUAAAAGGCAUUCCCUCUGGGUGGAUGACUUAGAGAAAGAUGCCCCUUUGAGCAGAUGCCACCCAUAGGUACUUGGCUUACUGGCAGAUGGCAUUUUUUGCCUCUUUCUCCAGCAAGAUGUAGACCUGAGCUAGGACAAGGCUUGAGGAGCAGAGCAGGGACUAGAUUUUAACUCCCAGCUGUUCCCUUAGCCAAGCACCUUUGUGCAGUGCACAGACUGUAGAGCUGUACCUGGAGAUCUAGCAUACACCUGAGUGCUUGUGUCCUGACCCAAGCAGGCGGUCUCCUCACAGUCAGUACUUAGACUCGUUAAUUUGCUCCUGCCUUGCUAUGCCUGGUGUUCCUGAGUUGGAGUCCCCCUGAUUCCGCUGUGGAGUAGGACUGCAGCUGAGGCUGCUCCAUGGCAUGCCUCUGCCGGUGUGUGGUGGUCAAGUCCUGUGCCCUGCUACUCAUUGGUUGGCAUCUCUCGCCUACCGUCAGCCCCUCUCCAUCCCAUUAUCUUCAUUCCUUUGCUAUUAUUUUCAUGGGCUUUCAUGAGGCAUGAGAGCACACCAUCUUGAACCACAGAUCCCACUUGAGCCUUCUUGCCGCUUUGCUGGGUGGCUCGCUGUUCGGUGCAUGUGUCUGUGAGCCCACCCUGAGCCCGGCUGGGGCUGUGGCAGUGGCAGUGGCCAUCCUGCUGAGCUGUGGCCAGCCAGGUGCCUCCGCAUAAUUGCAUACCAGCUGGCAGAGAGGGAGGAAUGGCCCUUGAAAGCUCUACUUGAGCCCCCCAAGUAAGAAGUGAUCCUUCCUUCCUUCCUUCCUUCCUUCCUUCCUUCCUUCCUUCCUUCCUUCCCUCCCUCCUUCUUCAUUCAUCCCCUGCCCCCAGACACUCAGAUCUCCCACUCUCCACGAGCUCUAGUCUGAGGUGUCCUGUGGAAACAUUUAGGAAACAAGCAGUCCCCACUCAUGUUUGCCAGCAAACAGGGUCUUCCCUCUCUGUUGGUCAGCUGUGCGGAACCUGGUGAGCACAGCGUCCUGUCCUGGCCAGACGUGGCCUCCGUGGGAAGACGGGUUCCCACCAGGACUUGGAGCCAGGCAGUACACCUUCACGGCCCAGGACAGCCACCUGGAUGCCACUUCUCCCUUUCUGGGAUGCAGCGAAGUGCCACCAGCCCUCUCCCCCACACAGUGCAUGCCUGCUCCUUGGAAGGGGUGAGCAUUUUAGGAGGCAGAAGCAUUUAGAGGCCCCUUCUUUGGUCUGUCUUUAUAAGUCCUAGAGUUUUCUAUAGCUUUAGGGAUCUCGUGAGAGGGUCUAGCACAUCAUCCAAGCAGCAAGAACAACUGAAGGGCAGGAAGGGGAUGUGACUAGUCACACUGCUAGUUAGUGACCCCAAUAUGGUCCUCUUGAUUCCCAAUCACAUUCUCUACACAACUGCAUCCUGAAGCUACCCUGCUCCUCCCUCUUUUCCCAGGACUCCCAAUGUCAGGAAGCUAACCUCUCAAACACGAAUCAGAGUAAACACGUGAAGAAUGUAUCUUACUGAGUAUCAGAAACCACCGGAGCUGCUUUGGUGAGAACUAGUCCCUUUCCAUGGUUAGGGCACUAGAAUGCAGUCACGUGACAUGAUGCUUUUCCCCGCAAGCUCAGUUUUUCAAUCUUUGGAACGCCUGCUGGAGUUUGGAGAUGUGCCCCCACCAUCCCACUUAGAGAUCCUCCUCAGGGAUCUCUGCCGAAUUACCCACCUGUACUCAGCUUCACAUCCUGGAGUCCCCAAAGUGAGUUGCGUUGGAGUUUCAAGCCAGAACCUUCUCAGCAAUGCUCUUGCCAGGAAGCCAGCACAUAAAGCUCUCCAAGGUCCAGCUGGGCUCUUUCUCUUUCCCUGACAUUGCCUAAUCACUGCUGAAACCACCAGGGGAAGAUUGAACAUCCUGGGCCUGCAGCCGCCGUGGGAAGCUGCCACCCAAUAGUAGGUUCUUGGUCUGGCCCUCCCAGCUGGUGAGCAGGGUGGCUCCGGUGACACAGUCCAGGUGCCAGGGCGCAACGCUGAAGGCUGGGAGCCGGCAGGGGUGACAUCAUGCUUAUUUGCUGAAAAUUGGUGCUGAGGUUGCCUUCACCCUUAGCCAAGGGAGGGAGCCAAGAAAGGAGACCUGGCUGCUUUGCUGGACAUUGAGUCUACGCAUCUUUCGACUCUACUUUUGUCAGGCAUUUCAUUGCAGAAGGACAACAGCUUGGGGGAAAGGAGUCAGGUGCCUGGGAACAUGGGCUUGGGAUGCAUUUUGCCCCCAGAUCUUCCAUUUCUGUCGAGUGCAGGCACUGUGGCUUCAGGCUCCGUGUGAGGCUCAGCCCUCCCUGCUCUAAUUUUUCAGAGUCCCCCACUGGCCGGCAGGCCUUGUCAUUUCUCCCACUUGGGCUUGGGGUGAGCUUGGGUGAGGGAGUAAUCGGGCCAAGGCUUAGAGACCUGGAGCUCCUGCUUCUCCGAGAGUCGCCGGAGGACCAUCUGAGUUCCUGGGCGCCCUGGCCUGGCCUGGAAUCAGCAGGCCCCACAGAGCCGGGGAGACGACUGAUGUGUGUUUAUACUUGGUUCUGAGAAGCUUGAUGAAAAUGCAUCAGGCAAGAGUUCUCGUCGGCCCAGGGCUGUCUUAUCAACAAGCCAGAAGACGUUCUCGUGUAUGGGGAAGAGACAACCAGGAUUUUGUCCUGUUUGACCACGUUGUUCUUUAAACACAACACUACUCGACCAUCCGGGGGCUGGUCCCACUGCUGGCUUUUGAAAUUCCUGGCACCCAGCAGCCAGGUCUAUCUUUCAUCCUGCAGGGGCCUGCCUCACUGAACCCAUCAGGAUUCCUUUCCUCCUCCUCCCGGAGGUGGUGUGGGAUCCAAAAAGUGCAAGUUUGGGAAUCGUUAGACCUAGGUUUGAGGCCCUGCUCUGUCACCUGGUAUCCGGAUGAUCACGUAGGUCUCUUAAGUGUCUUCUGUACAGAGCAGACCUUCCGUACAUACUUGUGGAAUGAAUCAGGCUUCCUUGCAAGUUGGCCACAAAGCUGUAAGUGUCCAGUAAGUGGCUCCUUGCUCUGAAUUCCCCUCCUCUCCAAGCUUUGCAGUCGCCUCCUCUCCUUAUGUUCCAUUGACCAGAGCUUCUUGCAGCCUCUCCAGCCCCCUUUCAUCCCCACCAGCUGCUCUGUCUCAAAUCUAAUCCUAGGCUUUUAAAGAGGAAGUUGAACAUCUGGCUCUUGGUCUGAACUUGGGUCUUGAUCUCAGGGUCGUGAGUUCAGACCCUGCAUUGGGCUCCACCCUGAGUGUGGAGCCUCCUUAAAAAUAAGUAAAUAAUUAGGAAGCUGAAGCCACUUUGUACCCAUUAUUCAUUGGACCCUCAGGACCACCUUGGGAGGUUAUUGCAGAGACAAAGCUAAAGCCCAGGGAGGAAAAAUGAGAUCACAACAGAGCCGGAGAGUGCCAGAGCCCAGAACAUAGAGGACGCUAGUUUUCAAAUGCUCAGUUUCACCCUGGACGUCACUGCUUAGAAGAUAAAGUUAUGCCCUAAAAUAAGUUUCUGAUUCUUGAGACUUUGGCCAAGUUUGCAACUGAGGGUGGAGAUUCCCAGAGCUGGGAAGGUGGUGGACUUGGUUGGUCUGGUGGCCCCAUCAUGCAUCCUCCCCACUCCUAAAUUUCUGCACACCACUCCCAACUCCUUAUCAAAACUGCUUAAAUGUCUCCUUCGUGUUCGUGUAAAAAUGACUGAAGAUGCCCCCGAUUCCUGUUUUAGCCUAUGGUUGCAGAUUCACAACUACAAUGAAUGCCUCUAAAGAAACUGUAGCAGUAAGAUCUCAGCAUCUAACCUCAAAAAUUUCAGCCACCGAUUAACUACCCAUCCUUCCCCCCGUCCCCGCUAAUCACCUCUCCACUCCCAACACACACUUUUAAAAAAUAUGUAUAUUCAUUUAUUUGAGAGAGAGAGCAGGUGCAGGUGGUGGGAGGGGCAGAGGGAGCCGGAGAGAGAAUCUCAAGCAAAUUCUGCACUGGGCUUAGAGCCUGAGGUGGAGCUCCCAUCUCAUGACCUUGAGAUCCUGACCUCAACCAAAAACCAGAAGCAGAUGCUCAACCCACUGACCCAGGUGCCCUCCAACAUACUUUUUUUUUCAGAGCAGGAAAUUAGGCUCACUGUCCUUCAAAACACAAACGCAUUUCAUUGGGCCGGGCCGAGCAUAAUUAAAAUAGGAAUGGAGAGGGUGCCUGGGUGGCUCAUUUGGUUAAGCAUCAUCCUUUGGCUCAGGCUCGGGUCAUGAUCCAAAGCCCUGGGACUGAGUCCUGAGUCAGGCUCCCUGCAGAGUCUGCUGCUCCCUCUCCCUCUACCUGCUGCUUCCUCUGCUUGUGUUCUCUCUCUCUCUCUCUCUCUCUCUCUAUGUAAAGAAAUAAAAUCUUUAAAUAAAUAAAUAAAAUAGGGAUGGGGGAUUUGGAUUCUUGGAUGAAGCCAUAAUUGGUUGGGCUGUGAGAUAGGAAUGUUUAUUUUUCCUUUGUGUUAAUUUUAAAAGUUGUGAUUUUGCAUUGUUCCAAAAACGGAAAUAUAUUUUGAUUGGUUUAUUCCAUUUGUAGCCGCUACCACUUCGUUUAGCCCCAUGCAGAGUCGGUAAGAACGGAUCCUCUGCAGGGCUGUGCUAUGAGGAAGAACAGCCACAAAGGCCUCUGUUCCUAAACGUCCUGCAAGGAUUGAACCAUUCCUUUAAAGGAAACUCUAGGAGUUUCUGUAACCUAGAGAAUUGACAUUGUUCCAAAGUAGGACAACACUGGCCCACAUCCCGGCUCUGGUUCACCUGCUGGGACACCUUGAAUAAUUCAUUUACCUCUCUGGGUCAGAAGUCGGAAAAUCUUUGUAAAAGUCCUUCCUAGCUUUAAAAACCCAAGGGUUAGCAAAGUAGUUUUUUUUUUUUUUUAAUCUCAGUAAUUGACCUCUUUGCUUAAAAUAAGUGCAUCUCUCUGUAUUUGGAAGUGAAACCCCAAGCUCAGAACGUUGCUUUCGGCUUUAUUGUUUGAUAAAGGUGCCUUCGGAAAGGGUUUGGUAAAAGUAUAGUCCGUUAGGGGUGGGAAACAAAAGAGUGGGAUGGGGGAGAUCUGCUUCCCAGGGCUCCUGGACCUAAACUGAUUCCCUUAAAUUAAGUCUGUGUCGGAGGCAGUUUGCCAAGGAAACCCAUCCCAUGUGCCAAAGUUCAGCCGUAGAAACAAAGAGCUGUGGACUGGAUCUUCCCACCCUUCCCAUCUUUUCCCCCUUUCCUCUAGACUCCCCCAGUUAACAGGUACAGAAAUCCCACUCAAGUUGGGCUAUUUGCUAACAUUGGAUCCCGUUAGCCAAAGGCUGGCACGUUUGCGGAGAGUGGCCCUGAGUGGGCACAGCACCUGCGGGGCAGGUGCCCCGAGGAGGAGGCCUGCCUUUUGUGCCUGAAAUUGCACCAUAACCUAGUGCCCACAUCACUUGCAUCGCAGCCAAAGACAAAUAGGAGAAAUGGUUGUUCCCUGCCAAAUGUCAUCCGGACAGAUGACUAAGCCUGGAAACGGUUUCUUCAGAGCCUGUUCUGUUUGGAUGGUGAUACGAGUUUGUUCCAAGCUCUGUGAUAUGUUUAACAGAUUCAGUGCUAUAGUUUCUUUUAAGCUUCACGGACAAUGUCAGAACAUUUUUAUUGAUACUGAGAGCUCUAAGAGAACUACUGGGAAAAAAAAAGUAAAAUGUUAUUUUGUAGAACAAGGAUUAUUUUGUCUAUUUAGUAUAUAUAUAUAGCCGUAGCUUUGUAAAAAGGGAUCUUUGUAAAAAAAAUUGUACGAAUGUGCACUCUUAUUUAUUGAUUAUUGUAAAUGAAGACAUAAAUGACUAUUUGCAUAAUUUAUACCUGUGGGAAAUUAACUGGAGUAUUUGCUAUUUGACCGUUUUCUAUUAAGGAAUAGUAGGCUCGGUGCUAUGAUGAAUGGUCUUGGAAAAUCACAUGUAUUCUUAAAAUUUUUAAGUAUAAAUUUCAUGAACUGUC